Lactuca virosa is the source of this 1441-nucleotide messenger RNA. NCBI's taxonomy places the organism in Eukaryota, Viridiplantae, Streptophyta, Magnoliopsida, Asterales, Asteraceae. The record is from the annotation of a GenBank genome assembly.
CGACUAAGCUAGUUCUUCACUUCCCAACUUUAUAUCAUGAACAAAUAAUUGUCAUUAUUAUUAAAUUAAUUUAAAUCUAUACAACUUGAUUUUGACCUCAAUUGGGGAUUGGUUAUGAAUAUGUACCACACAACAUGGUACGUUAAGUUGAGACAAAACUAAUUCGACGGAAAUUACGAAGAUGGCGAGUAGCCGAGAGCAGAAAUGGUCUCUCAAGGGCAUGACUGCUCUUGUCACAGGUGGCACCAGAGGCAUAGGUUAUUCAAUAGUGGAGGAAUUAGCAGGAUUCGGUGCAUCUAUACAUACGUGUUCCAGAAAUCAAAAAGAGAUCAAUGAAAGGCUGGAAGAAUGGAAAGGCAAAGGGUAUGAUGUUACUGGUUCGGUUUGUGAUUUGUCUUCUAAAGAACAAAGGGAGGAACUCAUGAACACCGUUUCUUCCAUUUUUGAUGCCAAACUCGACAUCCUUAUAAACAAUGCUGCAAUAUCUCGACUUAGAGAUGCAACAGAAUAUACAACCGAGGAUUGUUCAUAUAUAAUGGGGACAAACUUUGAAUCUCCUUUCCAUUUGACUCAACUCGCACACCCAUUGCUCAAGUCAUCAGGGAAUGCAAGCAUCGUGUUCAUCUCUUCUGUUGCUGGUGUCACGGGUCUUCCUUCCAUAUCUGUAUAUGCAGCUGCUAAAGGUGCAAUCAAUCAAUUGACCAAGAACUUGGCUUGUGAGUGGGCUAAAGACAAUAUUCGCACCAAUGCUGUUGCACCAUGGGGUGUCAGAACCACCAUUAUGAACUUCGAGAAGGUGGAUGACAAAAUUAUUGAAGCAUAUGCCCCAUUAAUGGCUCGCACUCCAGGCCGUCCAAUAGCAGAACCUGAUGAAAUAUCACCUUUGGUGGCAUUCCUUUGCCUCCCAGCAGCAUCAUAUAUUACUGGACAAGUUAUUGUUGUCGAUGCCGGAUACACAGCCGGAGCAAAAGGAAUUGAAGCGUAUCCCUACAUUUCUGGAACUUUUUCUUAUUACCCACCUUACUGCAGAGGCCAAGAAAAAAAAUUCAAGGCUAAAGAUUAUGAUACAAUUCAAGAGUUGGAGUUUUGUACACCUACUGCUGCUAGAGCAAUAUGUGAAAGAUACACUAGUGCCAUGGUUGAAAAGUAUGGGGAUGACCUAACUCAACAUCCAGAGGGUGAUGUUGACUUGUGGGUGCAAGCACAAGAAGGGAGAGGCAAAUACAACUAUAUUUACGGGGUAGGAUGUUCAGAUCUACAUUUCGUUGUCACGGGGACAUCAUCAAACAGGAACAAACCAACCUCUUCUAAGUACCAGCAGUCACAACAACGGGUCCGGGAAUUGGAACAAGCUCAUGCCGAAUUGGCCCGACAAAAUGGUGAAAUGGCCGAAAGACAAGCACAAAUGGAAAAUAAAUGGCGGAAAUGGUCGAGUUCAUGA